AUGACCGACGCGGAGAACAGAAAAAAGUUUAUGCAACUACUGCGCAUGGGUGUACAGCACAAAGUACAUAACCAACAAAAAAAUCACGGAGUUUCAUCAGAGAUCGUGGGCAGAGAUAGAGCUUUGGUCGAUGAAAAGAUGAGAAGUGAAGCACGAAGCGCCUCGCAGUCAAAACGUGGUUUAGGAGUAGCUGACUUGGUGGGUUGGCAGACAUUGGCGUGGCGCAAUGCAUUCUCCAUGGAGCCUUAUUUUUACGAGACUGUUAAGGGCAAACAGUUGCGCAUCAAACAGGUGCUGCAGGGAGAAGUUAACGGUUUUGGCACGGGUCUCACAGUGUGGCCUGCUGCUUGCGUGCUAUUAAAAUUGUUGGAAUACCAAGCGCUCAGCAAUUUGAAAGCACUUAUCGAAUCCGAUGAUCCGUUUGUGCUCGAACUAGGAAGUGGAACGGGCGUUGUGGGUAUCGCAGCGGCGAUGCUACUUCGAGCUGGUAGAGUCGUACUGACUGACAUGGACAACAUUCGCUUUAUAAUGCAGGAUAACGCGGACUUGGCUCAGCAGGACGGUGUGAUUGACAAGAAAGUGGUGGUCGAUGUCAAUGUAUUGCAUUCUUCCGAAAUUGUUCCCGAUCGAACCACUAGUAGAAGCCUUAACAUUACUCAGCAAGCCUCAUACCCGGAUCCUCAUCUCUUACGAACAUCGCCAUUAUCAGAAUUUUCAGCCUAA
This is a messenger RNA of Plasmopara halstedii, 723 nucleotides long. Its product is annotated as Putative N2,N2-dimethylguanosine tRNA methyltransferase. The transcript has 2 exons. Lineage: Eukaryota; Oomycota; Peronosporomycetes; Peronosporales; Peronosporaceae. The record is from RefSeq and is a predicted model, not a curated record. The coding region runs from base 1 to 723 and encodes 240 amino acids.